GCACAAGCAGCUCACCGCGCAAGGAGCCAAUCCCUGUUGGCAAGACGUGAACGUCGACUGCAAGCGCAGGAAGAGGAGGCAGCGCUGCCUCCUCCUGCGCCCGAGCCCCCGGAAGCCCCGGCGCCACGGCAACCGCUUCGUCCGACAGCAGAGAUCGAAGGACGGUCUGAUUGGGGCCUCUUCGACCGGCAAUGUGUGGACCACACGGAUUUCAAGGAGUUUACCUACAACUGCGAUGGCCACAAGUUGCAUCUCCGCCGGACGCCUGCUUCGCCUCGGAUCUCUGCCGCCGCAGAAGCCCUGACAUGCUGGGCGCUCCGCCACCCACGAUGCUUUCGCCGGCGCCGCGUCUUGGAAGUGGGUGCCGGCCAAGGCCUUCCUGGCCUGAUCAUUGCUGCC
Messenger RNA from Symbiodinium necroappetens, 399 nucleotides. NCBI's taxonomy places the organism in Eukaryota, Dinophyceae, Suessiales, Symbiodiniaceae. The record is from the annotation of a GenBank genome assembly.